Molecule: messenger RNA, 3313 nt
Organism: Cygnus olor (mute swan)
Lineage: Eukaryota; Metazoa; Chordata; Aves; Anseriformes; Anatidae
Product: F-box only protein 42-like
Exons: 9
Coding region: 911-2299 (462 amino acids)
Molecular function (GO): protein binding
Source: RefSeq, a predicted model, not a curated record
CCACUUAUAACUUGAAAAAACAAUUACACGUGUAAUUUUUUUUUCCAGGCACAAUACUAAUGAAGAAGCAGUAGCCUCGCCCCAAAGCAGGAAAACACGUCAAUGUAGAAAAUAGAGGCACAUGUGGGCGGGGGAGUUUCAAUCCUGAUUGUUUUGUGAAGCCUCACGUAGCUGUAAAGCAGAAACAGAGAGCAAAAUAAAUAAAAUAAAGAAGAAACCAUGGAAGCUGCAGCAGACGUGCAGGACGCCAAGGACACAAGCCCAAGCAAGCAGCGGGACCGCGGCUCCGCGGAAAGCUUGCAAAGAGGAUCUGGGGCUAAACGCUGACUUAAAAGGGCUUGGAAGCGCUUACAAAAACAAGCAACCGCUUCUCAAUCCCCCUUCCCACCAAAAAAUAAUAUAAAAUAGACCCAAAAACUCUGUUCCCGGCUGUGCUGGGGCCAGCCACCAGGUGCCGUGCCCUCCUGGUGACAGGCAGGGACGGGGCACGGCACGGCCCCCAGCGACCCCCCAGAGAUGGCGGCCGCCGGCCCCCGGCCCGCACCCCCGGGCCGCGCAGGCCCGUGCAGGGCCGCGCCUCCCGCCCGCCCCCCGGCUGCGGCUCCCGGCCCGGCUGGAGACGAGGGGGAGCCCCGGGGGCUGCGGGCAGAGCCGGGGGCUGGCGGGGGGGAGCCGCUCCCCGGCCAAGGCGGCCGCUCCCCUUCCUCGCUGCGCGGAGGCCGCGGUUACAGCUUCUGCUAUUCUCACAGCCUUGUGCAUCUUCUCUACCCCUUUCUCCAUGCUUGUCUGAGGGCAAAAUGUCUUUGGGACAGGAAAAGCACGUUGUCUGUCUUCCAUGAAACCAGGCAGGGUUUAACCUGGUCCCUGAUGUUUUGGGACCCUCCCCUGACAUGGUCAUCCUUUCCAGUUGAUGCUCCUAGUUGUCAGCAUGAAAGGAAAAACGGCACACUGCGAUUGGAAAUCUGCACCCCAAGAGAAGCCCUCUCCCUGCGAUCGAUAUAAACAUGCUUGCGUUAUUUGCAGAGGGUUUGUUUAUCUUUAUGGAGGGAGGAACACCACCAGUCUAAGAGAUUUUUGGAGAUACAAUCUGGGGAGGAAUGAAUGGGAGAUGCUGGAUUGCUCAAGAGAUGGUCCAGAAGAACUGGAAGAACAUUCAAUGGUGGCUUACAAGGGCACCCUGUGUAUUUUUGGUGGAAUGAUGGAUUCUGCUUUCACGCAAGCAAAAACCCCUCUCUGGAUAUAUGAUACUGAUUCUGCAAGAUGGACAGAGUGCCGUAACGUACCAGCAGAGACUGAGAGCUUGGCACCAACGAACAGAAAAGGUCACAGCGCAGUAGUGUACAAUUCCAGCAUGUAUAUCUAUGGGGGAUACCUUGGUAUCAGAGGCAUUUCACAAGAAUUUUGGUCUUUCAAUUUUGAUACAAGAAAAUGGUUGUGUGUUUCCACCCCACCUCACAACAGUGGGCCUGGAUCUCGUCAUGGACAUUCAGCAGUGGUCUAUCAAACAGGCAUGUAUCUCUUUGGAGGACUGAUGGGGCUGAGUGAACAGAAGGACUUUUGGAAGUGGGACUUCAUAAACAGCAGCUGGUACAACAUCAGAACAAGCCAAGGACCUCCUCCAGUGGUAGGUCACGCUUCAGUGGUCUUCAAAGACUCAAUGCUGGUUUUUGGUGGAGGGAUUUCAAACUCCAGUCCUAACGACGACCUCUGGAAGUACCAUUUCCACACACAGACAUGGAAGAAGCUAAGUAGUAUUACAAAGGCAAACUUUUUUCCUAAAAUGUAUCACUGCACCCUAGGAAUUGGUGUUGCUUUUCAAACUACCUCAGGUUCCCCUAAUACAUCCCCCAGUCACUGGAAGGGCAAGCAGAAGGACCGCCACCCGCUGCUGACCAUCCCAAAGCACAGCCGCUUGUGCGACUACUUCCGUCGUCAGCCUCUCUUCCCAGCGCUCAGCACGGAGCAAAGCGAUGCGAUUGAAAUGAAAACCUUCAGCUUGCCUCUGGAGCCAGCGGGCUUCUGUGCAUUUCAAACCACUUCGGAGGCAGAGCUAGAUCCAAACAGAUCAACCAGCAUUUUGUCAAAGAAAAAACCCACCCAUCUGUUUGUCUCUUCAGAAAAAGAGACCUUUGCUGCUGCUGUGCUUGUGGAAGAAGGAACUGACUGUCAGGACGCAACUGCAGUGGAUGAAGUUAGCAGUGACACCAAUGUGCUGCUGGUCAUUGGGGGUAAACCUUUGUCCAGCUUCUCUGAAAUCUCAUUGUGGCAAAUAGGGUGCGAUAGCUUGUCACCACUUUGAUUGCAAAGCAGAAGGAUAAACUCCCACCAACAUACUAGGAGGUGUUGAACCAACCACUUGCAAGUGUUUUUUUUCCUAGUGGUGCACUGGGAAAAAAACGAAACCUUCUUGUAGUUGCUAUGAACAGACUUUUCACAAUGUGAACAAAAACCUCUAUAUAUGUAAGUCACAACUUACAUAAGCGUUACAGUUUCUGAGAGGAGCAUGUGGGAACACUACUGCUUUUGUUACUUUUCCUUCUGGUCAGUUAAUGUCCUUUCAACUUGCAGCGGCCAAUGCUGCCUUGAAAAUGACAGCUACAAUAACCCUACCUCCAUACCUGCCAUUUGCGGUGCAAAGCUUAUUUUGUGCUGGGUUAAGUAAAAGAAACACUCAUAAAACCAUACUGAAAUCAAGUUUGCGCACGUUACAGUCAUGCUUGGCUAUGAGAGAUUUGUUGAUCUUAAUAGCACUGUUUUCUAAGACAUUUAAGAUUGCAUUUUCUUCAAAGAUUUCUGCUUUUUCAACUCCAUCACUGUUUUGUAAGCAUAUGUAUCAAGUAUUUGUUACACGUUUCCCGUCUAUAUCAAGUAAAAGUAAAUCCUGAGCUUUUGUAUGUUCUUUUUUUUUGUUUGUUUAAAAAUUCGCUAGCAUUUCGAUUCACUGAGAAAGGUGCUUUUGUGAAACCCAGUGUUUCAAGUGUUUAUUUUUGUAUUAGUUACUCAGAUACUGGCCUUCUGAUUUAAUUUGUCCUCAUGUAAGAAGAAAUGAUGAUGAAUGAAAUUACUGGAAAGUGUUAUUUAAUACUUCUCAAUAUUUGAAAAAAAAUUGUUCUCAAAAGUUUCAUAUGAAAUGAAUUUUCAGUGGGAAUAUUUACAGGUACUUCCUUAAUCUCUUUACAAGUUGCUGUAACAUGAAAUCAAUAGGAAAAUUACAUGUGUUUGCAAAAAGCUACUUAAAAGUUAUUUGGACCUUCAGUGACGUUUUUUUAGGACCAGAAUUGUAUGCUGCCAUAUAAAUAAAGCCUGCUGCAUU